UGUUCGGAGAGCGAUGUGCUCCUGACACUUGCCACGAAGCGACUCUUGUGACCGUGCGUUCGACACCGGCCUGCUUCGUUUGGACGGGCGCAGGAGCACGCCGUACGCAAACAUGGCUCUGGCGACUGUAGCCCCGACCACCGAAGCUAUGGAGACCUGGAUCGAGAACCUCAACAACCUGGUGAUCGCCCUCAAACAGGGCUCUGAUCCCCGCGCAGCCACGUGCCGAGGCAAGCUGCAGUACCGGCGCUCCAAGAUCAACCACGAGAUCACCAAACAGAUGAUGAUGCGCAAUGCCGAGAAGCUCUUCAAGGCCACCACAAACAAGAAGCUGAGGGAGACUGUGGCCCUGGAGCUGAGUUUCCUGAACUCCAACCUGCAGCUACUCAAGGAGCAGCUGGCUGAGUUGAACAGUUCUGUGCAGAUCUACCAGAGCGAAAACCAGUCGCAGCUAGUGCCAAUGAUUCCACUGGGUCUGAAGGAGACCAAAGACAUUGACUUCAAGGAGCCGUUCAAGGAUUUCAUUAUGGAGCACUACAGUGAAGACAGCUCUGCGUACGAUGGUGCCAUUCAAGAGUUCAUGGACGUCAGACAGGCUGCUAGAACUCCAACAAGAGACCAGGCUGGUGUGCAGUUGCUGUACGAAUACUACAAUCUCUUGUACUUCGUCGACAGGCGUUUUUUUCCUCCAAACCGCAGCAUGGGCAUCUUCUUCGAGUGGUUUGACUCACUCACAGGAGUUCCAAGCACACAGAAGACUGUUGCUUUCGAGAAAGCCAGUGUCUUGUUCAACAUCGCAGCACUGUACACACAAAUUGGAGCAAAACAGGACCGAGGCAAGAGCGCAGGCAUCGAUUCUGCUGUGGACAGCUUCCUCAGAGCUGCUGGGAUGUUCUGCUAUAUCCGAGAGAACUUCAGCAAGCCUCCCAGCAUGGACCUCAGUGCUGAAACCUUGGAAGUGCUCACGCACAUCAUGCUGGCUCAAGCACGAGAGUGCCUGUUUGAGAAGCUUCUGUUGAGCAAUGUCGAGAAGCAGGGUGUCUUGGCGUGCAUUGAAGUUGGCCAGGAGGCUGCAGAGGUUGCCGAAGUUUAUGCGCAGGUUCACAAGCUAAUAUCGAUGCCACCUGUGAAGGACUAUGUGCCCUACUCAUGGAUCAGCCUAAUCCUCGUUAAGGCGGAACACUAUCGUGCUCUGGCACAUUAUUACAUUGCAGUCGGCUUGCUAGAACAUGUCGGUGAACUGGACGAAGUUGUACGGAGGUCGAUGGAGUUCCUCCACGUCCAAGAGCAGAGUGGAUCCACCUGCAUCGACAUCAGGGUCCCCCAGACACUGGAGGAGCGCAGACUGCUGGGGAAGGCGCACCUGCGGGAAGCCCUGCUCCUGCACGAGGAGGCCCUGCGGCUGCACCGUAUGUGCCGGCAGUUGCGCCAGGUGGACAACCUGCUUGGGCGGCUCAGGGCGGACCACGACGUGGCACUUCAGCGCUAUUCCGACCUCGAGGAGGAGGACGAUUUCCAGGAGGUGCUGGACCCCCCUCAGAUCCAGGCUUCAACGAAGUACCAGCUCACGCUCACUUCUCCAGACUUCACACAGUACAAAGUCAAGGACUUGUUUCAUGGAUUGGGACCCAUCAGCAUCUUUUCAGCACGGCAUCACUGGUCAGCUUCCAGAGCAGUCCACCUCACCAAGAAGGGCAAGGAAAGCUUUGGCUUCAGUGUACGAGGCGACUCUCCAGUCAUAGUUGCAGGAGUGGAGUCUUGCAGCUUGGCAGAGUUGGCAGGUGUCAAGGAAGGCGAUUUCAUCGUUGCCAUCGGCGACCUCGACACAAAGUGGUCGACGCACGAAGAAGUGGUUCAGCUCAUCCGCAAGGCGGGCGACGAACUGACGCUGCGCGUCAUCACCCCUAUGGACCGAAGCUACCUGCGUCAAAGUCCAGCGUCAUCCACCACGUCUUCAUCGGGAGUAAGCUCGAGCGGAUCGAGCCGGGUGCAGAGCCCUAACGGGUCCAUUGCGAGCAACAAGAGCAAGGACAGCCACAAGAGGCUCACGUGGAACUUCUUCAGGCGAGGCACCUCCAAGGAGAGGAGGGAAGCUGGCUACGACGCCAACAUAUUGCUGCGCUGAUGCCUCUGGGCUUGAAGGACGCUCGUACAGCUGUUGGACCGAUCGUGAAGAAUGUGGGGGUCAAAGGAGCAGGAGUCUGUUAAGUCGACGCAGAUGCAAUGUGACAAUGCGAGAGGUUCCCUACAAGCGAGCGUGCGUGUGUGUAUAGUGACACCAGAGCGAAACAAACUUGUGUGGAACCGACUCGUGCGAGACUGGCAAAGGAGGUGGAGGCUGACGUUCACAUCGAUGCUGGCGUGUGGGAUGAAAAUGCGAUUGCAAAGUGAGGCUAUGUAUCGGCGCUCAACUUCCUUAAGUUCCUUAAGAAAGCUAGAGUGAAUGCACUGUAAAGCGUUGCUCAAAGCAUAGGCACGUGUCAAUGUGAGCCCCCUAGAAACCACAGAUGCCAGUGCAUACUACGUUGGCAAAGUGCCGUCCAAAAGUCACCCGGGUUCAGUAGAAUCUCGUAUCACUUAGCGGUGCACUUGGGUAUAACUUGCAGGCAAAGUCUAAGAAAGCCUUCUGUCAAUGGCAGCGUGUAGGUGCUCCAGUCCGUUGGUGUAUUUUUACUUCUGUGACCGGCCCGAAGACAUCUCGCCAGUGCAAGUGUAUGGAUUUGGUGGUUUUCCUUCGUGCUCUGCUCACUGCGUCUUGUGACCGGACGUAGCUAGCGUGUGGAGUGCGAUUCUUAUGCUAUACUGGAAAGUGUGAAGCUAAGCUUCAGUACAUGCUGUUUGUUAUGUUUGUUUACUUGUUACACGAUGACUGCUGCAUUCCCUGUUGGUGUGUGUGCUAUUUCAGAGGCUCCUGGGAUAGCGUCUACCCGCAGCUAUGCUGUGGCGCAGUGAUGUAAAGAGUCUUGCCGCUUUUGCAGUGCUUAGAAAUUCUAAUUGGAGAUUCUUUCGGAGUUCAUAUAAAAAACAAUGCUAAAGGUAAAAGUACAAGAUGCUGCACCAGAGCAGAAGGCCAAAUGGGUUAAUAUUUUACAGCGGAGCUGUUAAGGGCUAGUUUCCCCAGUAUCGUGUCCGCGGACCAGCAGCGUGUCGACACUAAACUCCAGACAGCUACCGGCGUCUAUGAGCGACGGCGGCAACCAGACAACCAGCUGGUUGCCGCAGUGAGCGACUGCGGCCUUUCCAGCCUUUCCACUCUGGUUUUCACCAAAGUGGAAAUGCUGAAUUUCUCUAGGCGUCGUUCUAAAAAUCAUCCUCGGGGACGACCCCUAGAGGACGACGUCCUCUAGGCGUCGUCCUAGAAGUCAUCCUUGAGGUCGUUCUUGAGGUCAUCUUAGUAGUCGUCUUCGAGGUCGUCCUAGAAGUGAUCUUUGAGGUUGUCCUCGAGAUCGUCCUCGAGGUCAUCCAGAAGUCGUCCUAAAUGUCGUCCUAGACAUCGUCGUCUAGGCGUCGUUCUUGAGGUCGUCCUCUAGGCAUCAUCCUAGACGUCGUAAAGAUAACAGCUUCGCUGGUCUUCUUCACCAGAGUGGAAAAACUGAAAGUUUUUUUACAUUGAACUUGGCUGGCUUUAUAACUUGGAUGCGACAUUAGUUUGUGUAUUCGGGUAUUUUUCAUGCAGCUAGUAUUUCAGUCUGUAUCUAGGAGAUACAUAUCUAACAUAUAUUUAAAACUUGCUGAAGACAAAAUGGAGGAAAUGCAUUUGUGAAGCUCAUUCAAAUUUCACUUGCGCUUGUCUUUGUUAUUUCAAGUAACCUCCUUGUGUAUUCAAUCGGUACACCUUUGAGUACUUACAAAAACACGAUUGAACUGGGUCUACAGAGAACUCCAGCUUUAAAGUAAAGCAUUUUUUUUUUUGCGUGUGUGUGUGUGCAAUAUUUAUAAAAAUGCAACUGCAGCUAUACUUCUGCGAGAUACUAAAUCGACUAUCAGCAUUCACAUAUUUUUGGCCAAGCACAGAAAUAGUUUUAUUGUGUACAUAUGUACAUACACAGAACAGCCGACUGCAUACUCUUUUGUGGUAAAGAAAGUGUUGUGGCACAUACUCUUGUAAUGCCACUUGAGAAAGCUGCAUCAUUUUAUUUAAUGACGAUGUCUGCAAGCAGAAUACAUUAAACAAGCAAAAACGUG
This is a messenger RNA of Ixodes scapularis (black-legged tick), 4185 nucleotides long. It is a transcript of the gene Rhp, whose product is annotated as rhophilin-2. The record is from RefSeq and is a predicted model, not a curated record. Lineage: Eukaryota; Metazoa; Arthropoda; Arachnida; Ixodida; Ixodidae. Gene Ontology annotation, molecular function: protein binding. Gene Ontology annotation, biological process: signal transduction; negative regulation of stress fiber assembly.